This is a messenger RNA of Cyprinodon variegatus (sheepshead minnow), 3986 nucleotides long. It is a transcript of the gene ddhd2, whose product is annotated as DDHD domain containing 2. Gene Ontology annotation, cellular component: COPII-coated ER to Golgi transport vesicle. Lineage: Eukaryota; Metazoa; Chordata; Actinopteri; Cyprinodontiformes; Cyprinodontidae. The transcript has 18 exons. Gene Ontology annotation, molecular function: protein binding; triacylglycerol lipase activity; metal ion binding. The coding region runs from base 175 to 2448 and encodes 757 amino acids. The record is from RefSeq and is a predicted model, not a curated record.
GCCGCAGCUGAGUUGACAGGAGGCUGUCCUUGGCUAGCAGCGUUAGCUACAGCGAGCUAUACCGCACACAUACAACACAUAUGCAAACUGUUAUAUAUAUUUUUUCUCUUUAUGACGAGGUGAUGGUCUUGUGACUCUGCUCCACCCCUCAGGUAAGAGCUGAGGGUCGGGCUGAUGUCAUCCAGUCAGGGUGAAGGAGGGGGUCUUUCUGAGGCUGCCCCAGACAACAACACCAAGGACCUGUUUGACAACCCGCUUCAAACUGCUGCAACAUGCAACACUCCUGAAACACAGGUUUCUCCUGUUUUGGAUGAAGCUUCUCCUUCCUCUACAUCCUCUUUUGAGAUGCUUGACAUGGAAUCGGUUCCACCUCCAUACCAAGAGGUGCAGCCUCACUGGUUCUUCUGCCGUCGGGCAGAUGACUGCACUUCCUGGCAUCCCUUCAGCAGAGAGGACUCUGACAAACUAGAAAACGCUUGCAACACUGUGAGAGAAAAGGGGGAGGAUGUGGUGGUCGCUGUGGAAGGCGAGCGCUAUGAUGUACACGUCAAGGAGAGGAAGCUCUAUGCUGUUUAUUGGGAUCAAGCUCCUGCAGAGGUUCGCCGCUGUACCUGGUUUUACAAAGGAGAUAAGGACACAAGAUUCCUGCCUUACUCUGAGGAAUUCAGCCAAAGUCUGGAGGAAGCCUAUAUGAUAGCAGUGACCUUAGAUGAAUGGAAAAAGAAACUAGACUUUCCCACUGGAGAGACUGUCAUCUUGCACAACCCUAAGCUGAUAAUGCAUUAUCAGCCAUUUGGAAUGCAGGAUGAUUGGGUGUCCUCUCCGUCAGAGCAGACACGACCUCGCACAGUCAAGAGGGGGGUAGAAAAUAUCUUUGUAGAAAUACCAGAUGGUGAACCGGAGAAAGUGGAUCACUUGGUCUUCAUGGUCCACGGCAUUGGUCCUGCAUGUGAUUUACGCUUUAGAUCCAUUAUACAGUGUGUAAAUGACUUCAGGAGUGUUUCGCUGUCGCUCCUGGCCACCCAUUACAAGCGUUCUCAGCAGGAAGGCCAUGUCGGUCGAGUUGAAUUCCUUCCUGUCAACUGGCACAGUGCUCUGCAUGGUGACGCCACCGGUGUGGAUGAGGACAUCCAGAGGAUCACUCUACCUAGCAUCAGCCGCCUCAGGCAUUUCACCAAUGAUACUCUGCUGGACUUAUUUUUCUACAACAGCCCCACCUACUGCCAGACCAUAGUGGACACAGUGGCCUCAGAAAUUAACCGGCUGUAUGUCCUGUUCAAGCAGAGACACCCUGAGUUCGAUGGAGCAGUUUCAGUAGUAGGACAUAGCUUGGGUUCUCUGAUUCUGUUCGACCUGCUAACCAAUCAGAAGGAUGGAUCCAAACCAGGAAGAGUAUCUUCGGGUGAACAGUCUUCUUUUAACAGCGAUACAUUGGAGCAGACUCUGACAAAACUAGGCCUCCAACAGUACCUGGGAACACUGCUGGCAGAAAAUGUCGACAUGGAAGCACUGGCUCUCUGCCAAGACAGUGAUCUUAGAGAUUUAGGAAUUCCUCUCGGACCUCGAAAGAAGAUUUUACACUACAUCAAAAAGAAGAGGCUUCCACAGGACUGUAAGGCAGCAGCGGGGAAUCAGACCUCUGAGUCUGCUCCACCUCAAGUGACCAGUGAUGGUAACCAGCCCUCAGGACCAGAAGCACAGCAACCCCUCUUCCACAGAGAGCCUUCUAUCACCAGCGCUGUGGACUAUGAAUACUUCGAUGUCGGCAUCGGACAGGUGUCCGUCGAUUACCCUCAGCUGGCGUUUUACCCUCAGACGUUCUUUGCUUUUGGUUCUCCGAUCGGAAUGUUCCUGACUGUACGAGGACUGAAACGCAUUGAUCCAAACUACUCAUUCCCAACCUGCAAGAGUUUUUAUAACAUCUACCAUCCAUACGACCCAGUUGCCUAUCGGAUUGAGCCCAUGAUUGUUUCGGAGGUGGAUCUGGAGCCAAUGCUUAUACCCCACCACAAAGGCCGAAAGAGGAUGCAUCUUGAAUUGAAAGACAGCUUAACCAGAAUGAGUAUGGAUUUAAAGAACAAUGUUUUGGGAUCAUUGCGGACAGCUUGGCUGUCCUUCACCAGACUACCAGUUGCAGCACUGCCCCCAGUGGAUGAGCGAGAAACUACGAAUGACACAACCCCACAGGAAGAACAAGGGAUCUACACAGAAGCUGAAUGUUCAGGUUCAGCAGAGCAGACUGAUCAGCCUGAGAUAGAAAUGGGGAUGCUGAACGGAGGACGCAGGAUUGACUAUGUGCUCCAGGAAAAACCUAUCGAGAGCUUCAAUGAAUACUUGUUUGCCAUCCAGUCUCACCUCUGUUACUGGGAAUCUGAGGACACGGCUCUACUGCUGCUGAAGGAGAUUUAUGACAAGCUUGGUGUUGCUUUCGAACAGCCACAGCAGUAACAAAUGAGUGUGAAUGUAUUUAUGCUUUCUUUAUCCGUUAUCUGGAAGUGAAGGAAAACCGAUUGAGACAGAAACUAAACAGACAAUCCUCUCCAGAAUGCCUUACUGUCUGUGUUUUGUUUUUUGUUUUUUGUUUUUUCCAACUGCUGCCUGGUUGGUUUGGUGCAUCCAGGUAGUCUUGGUGUAUAUGUUUGUCAAAGCAUGAUUUUGGAAAUGUUGGCUCUUCAGCCAUUUCUACAAUCCAAAUGUUUGAGUUGGGUUCUAAUAUUUCCUGAAGACCCGCAUCGAAGCACCUUUUUGAUGAGAUGUUAUCAUUUCUUGGCACUUUCAUAGUAAACAUGACGUCAUGAAAGGUUAUGAUUAUAAUUAUUAAACGCACAAUGUAUAAGAGGGUAAUUAGUUUUCAGCUGCCAUAUAUUUCAAGUUAGAAGAAAAAAAGGUUAGUUUUUUUUAAACUUCACCUUUAUUUAAUGUUGUAACAUAUAUUGACAGACAUAAGCUAUUGUCCCAAAAGAAACAGGUGAGGGUUUUGAUUUCUGUCUAACAAUGAAGGUUUUAUUUCUGUUACAAGUAUUAUUUUUGACAGCUAUUUAUUUACCUUUUGUAAUAAAAAGGCUUUAAACAAAAAGCUGCCACACUUGUAUUUCAGUUAUAUAGUUAUGUGAGCUUCCCUCAUUUCCUUUAAUUCAACAUAUUGUGUUAUGUUGUUUGAUUACAUUUGUAUUUAAUUAUUCAUGCACCUGUCGUAUCAAUCCAAAUAAUGAGUUGAUGCCAUGGGAAAAGUUGGCUUUUUAAGAGGCAGCAGGAUUGUCUUUUCAUUAGGUUUGUAUGUAUGCAACAUAUCUUUUUUGUAUCUACUACAAAGUAUUUAUAGAUUUAACCUUCUUCAUCAAUACGUCAUCAAAGACAGAAACACUUUUUUAUCCCUACCAGCACUCUAUACAUAAAAUGUGUGUUUGUGUGUGUGAAAUACCCAAAAUAUGCCCAUUUCUCUGUCAUCCUUUGUCCUCAUGUAUAAAUUAUCUUUCCUGUCUGUACCGCAUGCAUUUGUGUUUGUUUAGAGAUUCUCUGCAUAUUUAAGUCCAUGAUUUCAGUUCUUUUUAGGCAACAAACUAUAAAACAAUUUUUAUAUAUUUUAUUAUUUAGAAAGCAAAAUGUUAACUUGCGUUGUCGCUUUAUUUUAAAGGGAAUUACAGGUAUCGCCUUGUUGAAAAAAAGAAUCCCAGAAUAAAUCUUUUAUAGUAAUAUAAAUUGGUAGGAAUUUUUUAAUGCUUUAUGGAAACCACAGCCCUGCACCAACCCUGUAGUGUUCUCAGUCAACAAUAUCCUUCCACUCUCGCCAUUGUCUCCGUAAAUGUCAGUCACAUCAAUUACAGCAAAGUUUAACUCCAUUAAAUUGAUCCUAGUUUCCAUGACCUCUAUUGUAGCACUCCAGUCUUUGAUUCAAGCCAAAAAGGUGCAUUCCUCUCUAAACAAACCCCUUAAUGAAUGUGGUUACAUGGCUUAUGUCUCAUAAUAAAAAUAUUAUUUGAGUUCUG